AUGGUCCGCCACAAUGUCAACAACAUUGUCUUCUCCAGCUCCGCCACCGUCUACGGCGAUGCCACUCGCUUCCCCGACAUGAUCCCCAUCCCCGAGCACUGCCCUCUGGGCCCCACCAACCCCUACGGAAACACCAAGUUCGCUGUCGAGAACGCCAUCACCGACGUGAUCAACGCCCAGCGCAACAACGCCCUCAAGGCCGGUAACGAGGCCGAGGCCAAGAAGUGGAACGGUGCCCUCCUCCGUUACUUCAACCCCGCUGGUGCUCACCCCUCCGGUAUCAUGGGUGAGGACCCCCAGGGUGUCCCUUACAACCUGCUGCCCCUCCUGGCUCAGGUCGCUACCGGCAAGCGUGAGAAGCUGCUCGUCUUCGGAGAUGGUGAGUUCCGGACCCUGUCCCUACUCGAGGCAAAAAUCAGCAUAAAUUGCAACAUGACUGACCCUAAUCCCGCAGACUACGCUUCCCACGACGGUACCGCCAUCCGUGACUACAUCCAUAUUCUGGAUCUUGCCGACGGUCACCUGAAGGCUCUGAACUACCUGCGCUCCAACAACCCCGGUGUCCGUGCCUGGAACCUGGGUACCGGCAAGGGCAGCACCGUCUACGAGAUGAUCCGUGCCUUCUCCGCCGCCGUGGGCCGCGACCUCCCCUACGAAGUGGCUCCCCGCCGCGCCGGAGACGUGCUCAACCUGACUGCCAACCCCACUCGCGCCAACACCGAGCUGGGCUGGAAGGCCGAGCGCACUCUCGAGCAGGCUUGUGAGGAUCUCUGGCUCUGGACCCGUAACAACCCCCAGGGAUACCGUCAACAGCCCCCGGCUGAGCUGCUGGACCAGCUCAAGAAAUAG
Molecule: messenger RNA, 849 nt
Organism: Aspergillus melleus
Lineage: Eukaryota; Fungi; Ascomycota; Eurotiomycetes; Eurotiales; Aspergillaceae
Gene: GAL10
Product: NAD-dependent epimerase/dehydratase family protein
Exons: 1
Coding region: 1-849 (282 amino acids)
Biological process (GO): beta-D-galactose catabolic process via UDP-galactose, Leloir pathway
Cellular component (GO): cytosol
Molecular function (GO): UDP-glucose 4-epimerase activity
Source: RefSeq, a predicted model, not a curated record